CCGCCUCUGUCCCUAUCAGAGACGGCCUCCCGCUCCCGGGGCGGGGUGCGCCUGGCCUGAGCCCCCGCUGGAGAGGACAGCGAGGGGGCUGGCCGGGAGGCGGGGCCGGCGCCGAAGCCGCAGGCCACGCGCACUGGCGCCUCCCCCGCGGGCAGCGGCCUUGGCAGCGGUGAGCUUGCGCCCCGGGCCCCCCACUGUUCCCGACCCGCGCUUCGGGUCCCGGGCCCCCACCCAUGGAGCAGCUGCUGCGCGCCGAGCUGCGCACCGCGACCCUGCGGGCCUUCGGGAGCCCCGGCGGCGGCUGCAUCAGCGAGGGGCGCGCCUACGACACGGACACGGGCCCCGUGUUCGUCAAGGUCAACCACAGGACGCAGGCCCAGCAGAUGUUCGCAGGGGAGAUGGCGAGCCUGGAGGCGCUCCGGAGCACCGGUGUGGUGCGGGUGCCUCGGCCCAUCAAGCUGAUCACCCUGCCGGGAAGUGGGGCUGUCUUUGUGAUGGAGUACCUGAAGAUGAGGAGUCUGAGCAGUCACGCAUCAAAACUUGGAGAGCAGAUGGCAGAUUUGCACCUUUACAACCAGAAGCUCAGGGACAAGUCGAGGGAGCAGGAGAACACAGUGGGCUGGGGGGCUGAGGGUGCAGAGCCCCAGCACGUGACCAAGUUCGGCUUCCACACGGUGACCUGCUGUGGCUUCAUCCCACAGGUGAAUGAGUGGCAGGACAACUGGGUGACAUUCUUCACCCGACACCGGCUCCAGGCACAGCUGGACCUCAUUGAGAAGGACUAUGCUGACCGAGAGGCACGUGAACUCUGGUCACAGCUACAGGUGAAGAUUCCGAAUCUGUUUUGUGGCACAGAGAUUGUCCCUGCCCUUCUUCACGGGGAUCUCUGGUCGGGAAACGUGGGUGAGGACGACUCUGGGCCCAUUGUGUAUGACCCCGCGUCCUUCUAUGGCCAUUCUGAGUUUGAACUGGCGAUCGCCUUGAUGUUCGGGGGCUUCCCCAGGCCCUUCUUCACUGCCUACCACCGCAAGGUCCCCAAGGCCCCUGGGUUUGACAAGCGCCUGCUGCUCUACCAGCUCUUCAACUACCUGAACCACUGGAACCACUUCGGGCGGGAGUACAGGUCCCCGUCCCUGGGCACCAUGAGGAAGCUUCUCAAGUAGCCGCCAGCCCACCUGCUCAGCAGGUACCUAGGGCAGCUCUGCCACAGGCAGCUCCGGGCACUAAUAAAGUCAGGGGGCUUCAAGGA
Manis javanica (Malayan pangolin) is the source of this 1249-nucleotide messenger RNA. It is a transcript of the gene FN3K, whose product is annotated as fructosamine 3 kinase. Lineage: Eukaryota; Metazoa; Chordata; Mammalia; Pholidota; Manidae. Gene Ontology annotation, biological process: fructosamine metabolic process. The record is from RefSeq and is a predicted model, not a curated record.